Molecule: messenger RNA, 1600 nt
Organism: Frankliniella occidentalis (western flower thrips)
Lineage: Eukaryota; Metazoa; Arthropoda; Insecta; Thysanoptera; Thripidae
Exons: 14
Coding region: 33-1574 (513 amino acids)
Source: RefSeq, a predicted model, not a curated record
GAGGGCGUUGCACUGGUCGGUACCAGCUCCAGAUGGCCGCACUGUGGUUCCUGGUCCUCGUCUGCCUGCGCUUGGACAUCUUGGCCUCCGCCGACCCCAACCAGUCACCAACACCCUCCUGCGAAGUCUUGGCGCCGACCCGAGAGCCUUGCCGAUGGUUCAGGAACACUGACUACUGCUGUUAUGCCAGGCACCUUUCGAGAGCGGUACCGAAUGUAACUUCUGCGUAUGUAAGAGGAGGUGCCUUCUCCAGCACCAAUGUUUCCUUCUACAUUAAUGCUAGUGAUGAGACAGGGUUUUUUCUGUUGGGCAGGGCCGGCAGCAGUCCAGUGGACAGUGAGUGCUACUUAAUAGAGACAAGGACAGAGGGAGAGCUGCAAGUGUUAGUGGCAAACUUGUCGACAUCGGCAAACUAUAAGGUUAAUUAUGGUGACUACUUAAGAAAUUUUCACACAUGGCUUCAGGAUGCGUGCGUUGGAGAGAAAGAAUUAUUUUUGAAUUCAAGUGUUCUUGACAUCAUAUUCAAGGAAUCAGACGCUUAUAUUCAACUUUACCGGCCCCCAAAUUUAUCGCUGGUUCCUCCCGAACUGUCUUCCCUGCACUUCACUUUGUACAGCUCGGCCACAAAUUUCACCUGUCAAAAAGACGGAAACUGCACUAUUGAUGCCGUUAUACGGAAAUCGUUUUGCUUGGACAAUCCGUACGACAAUAUUCUCGAGAUUAAAAACGCCUCUCAAUAUUACAAUGGGACCCACAGGCUGCGGUACCACUGUGCAGUGGUCGAGCUCGCCGGCUGCUGCCUAAAGACGAACCCCUACACCAUACUGGCGGCUCUCCCCUUGCCCUUGCCCGAGCCCCCGCCGCCGGACACGCAGUACGCCACCUCCAUGUACGUGGGGCUCGCCAUCCUCGGAGUCCUCCUCGCCCUCCUUGUGGCGUUCUCUCGCCACAUGCUUGUUCUCUACAGAAAGAGUUCGACACCUACUAGAAGCGACUCCCUCGCCUCACCAGACCACCCAGAGCUGCAGGAGCUUCUGAGGCCCGUCGUGCUGCUGUACUGCUGGGAGAACAACGUCCACUUGCAGCGCGUCGUCGGGAUCUUGAUCGAAAUCAUGCAUGAUUCCGGGCUAGAGGUUACAGACCCGUACGCAGAUUCUUCCCUAUUGGAUAACGUUCAUCGCGCUGCCGAAAAUGUGCUUCGCGACAACAACCACUGGCUCGUCGUCACAACGCGCAGGUCUCGGGAAAUAUGCAGGAACGCUCGGGACAAUAUUCAGUUGGAAAACGCAUACGAACAGUUCCAUGCCACAGUGUUCGAGCUAAUGAGGACAAACCCUGGCCAAAUGAGAGGAAAGCAAAUUUUCACAUUGAUAAUACAACAAAAUGUGGACAUUCCACUCUCCUUGACAAGAACUUGCAACGAUGAUUUAGCCGAAGAUUUAGUAAGAGGCAUUCCCGGAGUGGUCGAAAGCGACAAUUGGACGACACUUUUCGCCCGUUUAAGACGCCACAUAGCAAAAUACAAUGAAGAUGACCUCAAGACACCUGAUCUCACACUUGUACCUGCCAAUUAAAUUAUUUCUUUUUUAUAAAAGUCGAA